CCGAAAGCGUUUCCAGGACUCAUGGAUGAACAGAUCCUGCCAGAAACAGCAAGGUGGAAGGCUGACAACAAUAAUCCGUACAACUGGUCACCGGCAAAGAAGAACUGGGUCUUUUUUGUUCUCAUGAUGAUCAUCCUGAGUAGUUCUCUCGGAAGCUCCUUGCCGAGUAAUGCGAUUCCUUUCAUUGCGGAGGACUUUGGCGUCGGGUCACAGUCAGAAAAGACCUUGCCCAUGUCUUGCUAUUUAAUAGGCUAUGUAUUUGGCCCUUUAGUAUGGGCCCCAACAAGUGAGCAACGUGGCCGCCGAAACAUCGCCAUCGGGACAUUCAUACUCUUCACGGUGUUUAUCAUGGCAUGUGCCUUAUCCAAUAGCUGGUCAGCCUUUCUGGUAUUUCGACUCCUGGCUGGGAUAUUUGCCAGUGGUCCUAUUGCCGUCGCGACUGGUGUGCUGGCAGACAUUUACCAAGAUCCCCGAAUUAGGGGACGUUCAGUUGCACUUUAUCUGGUGGUCACCUCGUUUGGUCCACUACUGGGCCCUAUUGUAUCUGGCUUUGCAUCUCCGACAUUGGGCUGGAGAUGGUCCUUCUGGAUCGGUCUGAUCCUAGCAGGAGUGACUCUAACUCUUCUGAUCUCACUUCCUGAAACACACGGCGCCUUACUUCGCGCAGCAAAAUCAAGCCAUCAUGACUCAGUGCCUCCAAAUCGACCCGACCGCGAUUCAAGCAAAUACAUCAGCACCGUACUCCUCCGUCCUUUACACAUGCUCUUCUUCGAGCCCAUCGUCAGUGCCUCAUCGGCUUAUCUAGCCCUAUGCUACAGCAUAUUCUACAUGUCUUUCGAGGCGUACCCCAUAAUCUUCCAAAACAUAUACGGCAUGUCUCCAGGGAUUUGUGGACUAACAUACCUCCCCAUCGGAGCAGGCUGUAUCCUCUUCCUCCCAAUCUUCUGGCUAUACGACAGCUACAUGGUCCGGUUAGAGCUACAACAAAAAGCAUGGUUUCUGAAAAAGAAAAGGGAGUAUCUCCGCCUCCCACUCGCAUGUCUCGGAGGCCCACUCUUCGCCGGCUCUCUAAUCUGGCUCGGCUGGUCCGCUCGCACGGAUGUGUCUUUUGUUGUGCCUCUGAUGGCCGGAGUGCCUUUCGGGUUUGGGUUCAUAUGUAUUUUCAUUGCAUUGGUGAAUCACCUAACAGACGCGUAUGAGAUCUAUUCCGCGUCAGCAAACGCUGCAUCGAGUUGUUCGAGAAGUCUUCUGGCGACGGUUCUUCCUCUUGCUACGCGUCCGAUGUUUGAUAAUCUUGGUGUUGAUGGUGCGUGUAGUUUGCUUGGUGGGCUAAGUGCCUUGAUGUGUGUUAUUCCCUUUGUUUUUAUUUGGAAAGGGGAUGCUAUUCGACGGCGGUCUGGGUUUUGUAAUAUGUUGGAGAAGACCGAUAAUGGUGAUGAAGUUGGAGAGUCAGAGGAGGUGUAGAUGGAGCUCAUGAGUGGG
Molecule: messenger RNA, 1482 nt
Organism: Aspergillus sclerotioniger CBS 115572
Lineage: Eukaryota; Fungi; Ascomycota; Eurotiomycetes; Eurotiales; Aspergillaceae
Product: MFS general substrate transporter
Exons: 6
Coding region: 22-1464 (480 amino acids)
Biological process (GO): transmembrane transport
Molecular function (GO): transmembrane transporter activity
Source: RefSeq, a predicted model, not a curated record